Aspergillus sclerotioniger CBS 115572 is the source of this 1098-nucleotide messenger RNA. Its product is annotated as Gfo/Idh/MocA family protein. The coding region runs from base 1 to 1098 and encodes 365 amino acids. Lineage: Eukaryota; Fungi; Ascomycota; Eurotiomycetes; Eurotiales; Aspergillaceae. The transcript has 2 exons. The record is from RefSeq and is a predicted model, not a curated record. Gene Ontology annotation, molecular function: nucleotide binding.
AUGCCCCUAAACAUAAUAAUAAUCGGCUAUGGCCUCAUCGGCCCCCGCCACGCAAAAUCCGUCCUCCAGCACCCCUCCACCACCCUCCUCGCACUGAUCGACCCGUCCCCAACAGCCCUCACGACCGCCUCAUCCCUCCAAACGCUAUCCUUCCCCUCCCUCUCCGCCCUCCUCUCCACACCAAACAUCCCCCACCCCGACGCCGCCAUAAUCUGCACCCCGAACCACACUCACGUCCCUAUCGCCCUCGCCUGCCUGAACGCCAACAUCCACAUUCUUCUCGAGAAACCUAUCAGUGAUGGUAUCUCUACCGCUGUACCGCUUCUCCGUGCGGUGCAGGGAUACCCCGAGUUGAAGGUGUUGAUUGGUCAUCAUAGACGGUUUAAUCCGUAUGUUGUGAAGAUGAAGGAGGUGGUUGAGGAGGGGUUGUUGGGGAGGGUGAUUGCUGUGACGGGGAUGUGGACUAUUUGUAAACCGGAUGGGUAUUUUGCUGCGCCGAGUGAGUGGAGGAAGGAAGGGGGAAGGGGUGGGGUGUUGGGGAUUAACUUCAUUCAUGAUGUUGAUUUGUUGCAUUUUUUGUUUGGGCCGGUGGGGAGGGUUUAUGCGGAGAGGACGAUUCCUCAGCGAAGUUUGGAUGACCCGUCGCAUACGGCGGAGGAAGGGGCGGCGAUUACGUUGAGGUUUGUGAGUGGGGUUGUGGGCACGUUUGUGGUGUGUGAUGCAACGCCAGCGCCGUGGAGUUUUGAGGUCGGGACGGGGGAGAAUCCGUUGAUUCCGAGGGUUGGAAGUGAGGAUGGGCAUGGGUUUGGGGGUGGGUUUUAUAGGGUGGUGGGGACGAGAGGGGCGUUGAGUGUGCCGGAUUUGAAGAGGUGGAGUUAUGAUGGUGGGGAGAGGGGGUGGGGGAGAAAGGGCGUGCCGUUUGAUUUGCAAUUGGGGCAUUUUGUGGAUUUGAUUGAGGGGAGGGAGGAGAGGGUGAGGUGUGAUGUUGUCGAGGGGCUGAGGGCGUUGGUGGUGGUGGAUGCGGUGAAGAGGGCGUUGGAGGGGGAGUGUGUGGUUGAUGUUGAGGAUGUGAGGGAUGUUUUGGAGAAAAUGGAUUAG